Chrysochloris asiatica (Cape golden mole) is the source of this 972-nucleotide messenger RNA. Its product is annotated as taste receptor type 2 member 134-like. Gene Ontology annotation, cellular component: membrane. The record is from RefSeq and is a predicted model, not a curated record. Gene Ontology annotation, biological process: sensory perception of taste; detection of chemical stimulus involved in sensory perception of bitter taste; G protein-coupled receptor signaling pathway. Bases 1 to 972 code for a protein of 323 amino acids. The transcript has a single exon. NCBI's taxonomy places the organism in Eukaryota, Metazoa, Chordata, Mammalia, Afrosoricida, Chrysochloridae. Gene Ontology annotation, molecular function: G protein-coupled receptor activity; bitter taste receptor activity.
AUGCCCUCCCCAUUCACACUGUUCUUCAUGGCCGUCUUCUUCCUGGAGUCCUUGGCCGCCAUGUUGCAGAAUGGCUUCAUGGUGGCCGUGCUGGGCAGGGAAUGGGUGCAGGGUCGGGCACUGCUCUCAGGGGACAUGAUUGUGGCCUGUGUGGCCGCUUCCCGGCUUGGCCUGCAUAGCAUGUCGUUCUUGAACAACCUCCUGGUCAUUGUGAAUUCCAACGACAGAGUGGGCUACUUGGACAUUUUCUGGGACUUUAGUAAUAUGCUCACCUUCUGGAUGAAUGGCUGGCUCUCCGCCUUUUACUGUGUGAAGAUUGCCUCCUUCUCCCACCCCACCUUCCUCUGGCUCAGGUGGAGACUCUCCCGUGCCAUGCGCGGUCUGCUUCUGGGCUCCCUGACCAUUUCUGUCCUGGCCACCAUCCCCUCAGCCAUCGGGAACACCAUUGUGACUCAGAUGAAGGCCUCCCAGUCUCCUUCCGCCAAUAACAGCUGGGCUGAGCGGGCCAGGUCCUUCCAGCUACGCUUCUUUCUGGUCCAUGAGAUUCUGACGCUCUCACUGCCCUUUCUGCUGUUUCUGGUGUCCACUGCCCUGCUUAUGUUCUCUCUGCACCAGCACCUCAGCCAGAUGAGGGGUGGACGGCAUGGGGUCCCCGAUAUCAGCACCCAGGCCCACACCACGGCCCUGAAAACACUGGCCUUCUUUCUUGUCUUCUACACGUCCUACUUUCUGACCUUGAUUGUGGUCAUUAUGAAGGUCACGCCCCGCCAGCUGUACAAGUACUGGGCCUGUGAGGUGGUCAUUUACGCCUGUAUUUCCUUGCACUCCACCAUCUUGCUGCUCAGCAGCCCCCGGUUCAGGAGGGCCCUGAAGAAUGGAUUGCAGGGCUGUGGAGCCACAAGUGGUGGGGGUCUGGACAGAGGUGGCCAGGUCCCUCCCAAGGGUUCAGAUCAGGGGCUAGUGCGUGUCUGA